Molecule: messenger RNA, 336 nt
Organism: Drosophila ananassae
Lineage: Eukaryota; Metazoa; Arthropoda; Insecta; Diptera; Drosophilidae
Product: drosomycin
Exons: 1
Coding region: 1-207 (68 amino acids)
Biological process (GO): defense response
Source: RefSeq, a predicted model, not a curated record
AUGAAGUGCUUGAAUCUUGGAUUCCUGAUGGUUCUGUUGGUGGUGUUCCUGGUGGCCCACGAAGCAGAAGCCGAUUGCCUUUCUGGGAGAUAUAAGGGUCCUUGCGCUGUCUGGGACAAUGAAACCUGUCGACGAGUUUGCAAGGAAGAAGGACGCACCAGUGGACACUGCAGCCCAAGCCUGAAAUGUUGGUGUGAAGGAUGUUGAGACAUCUAUUGCAUCCUAUAAGGCAGAUGAGGCCUUCCCAAGUCAAUAAAUUGACGAUCUUUUGGAAUAAAAUUUAAAAAAAAUAUGUUUUUAAAAAGGAAGCAAAAUAAAUGCAUCUACCUGCUCAAA